GAAUGUCCUAGCAAUUUUAAGGGAGGUCCUCUCAUGGAUAAUUGGAAAGGAAAUUUGAACCAGCAGUAGAAAAUCCAAAGCCAACUUAACAGCUUAGAAAUAUUCAUGUUACAGGGGUAACUAGAGAUGCUUCAAAAACUAUUCAUUAUCCAAAAUAACCUAAAGUAAUUAACUUGAGUUUCAUUUAGUAGAUAUAAAUAAUUAAGGUUCCUUAAAGAUGUGGAAGUAACCAAACAGUGUGUUCUGUUUAGGGAUUUAGUACAUUAACAUAUGAUGAUAUUAGACCAAAAGAAAAAGAGGAUAGUGUAAUUAAUAAAAUUAUGAGACUAUUUACUCGAGAAGUUGAUCCUUGUAAAUGCUUACCUUAUUAAAAUAAUACUUGUAUUAAAGCUAAAGAAUGGUUAGGAAAUUAUGAUGCUGAUAAAUUAAAAACUAAAUACUCUAAUUUAUUAGAAAGUAAAUGUGAACCAAAGAUUAUUAAAUAAAUAAAUCUUGAUGUUGAAAGAACUCAUCCUCUUAAAAAUUAUCCUUAAAAAUUAUAAGAUUUAUAAUAGGUUUUAAUAGCAUAUUCUAAAUACAAUAAAAUUGUUGGUUAUAUGUAAGGAAUGAACUUUGUUGCUGCUGGUUUAAUUUAUCAUUCUGAUAAUUAUGUUGGUUUUGAAUUACUUAGAAAACUCAUUGAUUUACUAUAAAUGAAUGAUCUUUAUUCCCCUAUGUAAGUUAAUUUAAUAGUAGGUCUCCUGGUUUAUCGAAGCAUAUUUAGUUGAUUGAUUAUCUUAUCCUAACCAAAAUGCCAGAUUUAUAUUAACAUUUUUGUAUCAACGGUGUCAAAGUAGACAUGUUUUGUGCCUCAUGGUUAUUUUCAUUAUUUGGAAUGAUGAUUCCAAUCCAGAAAUAAGUGAAAUUAUACGAUUGUAUCUUCAAGUAUGGUUGGACAUAUAUUUAUCAAUUGAUUAUUGGAUUUCUUCUUUAUCAUUAAGAAAUUUUGAUGAGUGAAGAUAUGACUGGAAUUAUUUGCAUUUUAAGUCAAUAAAAUUAUAGAAUAGAUGACAAUGAAUUCGAAGUAGAUUGGGAUGAAUUAUUGGAUGCUUCUCUUAAUGUCAAAAUUAGCAAGACCUUUAUAUAAGAAAUGCAUAUGAAAUUUGAUACUAAGAUUUAGACAUUUAAAUUAUGA
Molecule: messenger RNA, 1174 nt
Organism: Paramecium pentaurelia
Lineage: Eukaryota; Ciliophora; Oligohymenophorea; Peniculida; Parameciidae
Source: the annotation of a GenBank genome assembly